Messenger RNA from Rhea pennata, 8861 nucleotides. RefSeq names its product centrosomal protein 170B (gene CEP170B). Bases 119 to 5023 code for a protein of 1634 amino acids. NCBI's taxonomy places the organism in Eukaryota, Metazoa, Chordata, Aves, Rheiformes, Rheidae. Gene Ontology annotation, molecular function: protein binding. The transcript is spliced from 19 exons. The record is from RefSeq and is a predicted model, not a curated record.
GGAGGGGAAAACGUGAUCCUGCCGGAGGAGGAGAGGGAGAGACUAUGUGACACGCUGCCGGCGUGCAGCAGCACCGGCGCCGAGCAGGAUGCGUAAGGAAUAAGUGGAACACGCCAAAAUGAGCGUGACGUCGUGGUUCUUGGUGAGCAGUACUGGCAUUCGCCACCGGCUCCCUCGGGAGAUGAUAUUUGUCGGCAGAGAUGACUGUGAAUUGAUGCUCCAGUCCCGCAGUGUUGAUAAACAGCAUGCUGUAAUCAACUACGACAAGGAGAAAGAUGAGCACUGGGUGAAGGAUCUUGGGAGCUUAAAUGGCACAUUUGUGAAUGACGUGAGGAUUCCUGACCAGAAGUACAUCACCCUAAAACUGAACGAUGUCAUUCGCUUCGGCUACGAUUCAAACAUGUAUGUCCUGGAGCAAAUUCAACACAAGGUCCCAGAAGAAGCAUUAAAGCAUGAGAAGUAUACCAGCCAACUUCAGAUGAACUUCAAAGGCACAGCAAUGAAGAGGGUGGAGCAGUCCAUGGAGCAUGGUGUCUACACUGAGUCCUCACAAGCAAAGCUGGAGAAGGAGAGGAAAGCAAUUACAGAGACCAAUACUUACCGCACCCCUCUUUAUGGCCAGCCCUCCUGGUGGGGGGAGGACGAUGCAAAUAACAAGGAGGACAGAAGACAAGAGGAACACUACUCAGAAAGAUCAAAAGAAAUAACUCAACAUGAAGAGGAACUGAAUGGUAACAUUUCUGCGUAUAGAGAUUCUCAAGAACAGUCUGUGUUUGCAUUCCGGAGAGAGCCAAGUUACUUUGAGAUCCCAACUAAAGAAUUUCAGCAGCCAUCAAAAUCUCCGGAAACACAGGUCCAUGAAAUACCAACAAAGGAUGUUGAUGCUGUAGUGCCCCCAGUUGUGCAAAGUCAUGCCUCUUUCACCAUUGAGUUUGACGAUGGUACCCCUGGUAAAAUAAAAAUAAAAGAUCAUGUAACCAAAUUUUCGCUCAGACAGAGAAGACCAUUUAGUAAGGAACCUGCUCAUACAGAAGUGAUGUCAGCAGAGAGCAAAGUGGCUGAUUGGCUUGUCCAGAAUGACCCCAGCUUGAUGAGACGACAAUCUCCAGGAGAAGAUGUGUACAGUACGAAGAGUGACCUGCCAGUUCAUGUGAGGACACUUAAAGGCAACAGGCAUGAGGACGGAACACAGAGCGACUCUGAAGACCCUGUGGCACCCAAAGCAGAGAAGGAGACAACGACUGGCAGUGAACGUGCGGCAGAGCAAACCAGGCUGCAGCGCCAGAUGAGGCGCGAUCCCCAUGAGAUGCUGCACAACAAACAGGCGUUUGUCAUCGAGUUCUUUGAGGACACGCCACGGAAGAAGCGGUCACAGUCCUUUACGCACAGUGCUCACUCCUCCCAGAGUGACACCGAUCCAGGACCGAAGACUAAGGUUGAAAAGCGCAAGAGCACUUUGCCAGCCGACAAACUGGGAAAUGCAGCGCCGUCAUCCCACCUUGGGGCUCAGACAAGCAAACCAAGUAACACGCCCUCUGGGACCCAAAGAACUAGUUCUUUCAAGAGAGAGAAGACAGAGGAUAGGAUCAACUCUUCCUCCUCCUCUGCUUCCAGAUCAUCAGUCAAAACAUACGGGAGUGUUGGGAGGAAGUCUAAAAUGGCUCAGGAUUUUAUGGCUGAGUAUUUGCGGGAGACUGCUCAGUCUGGGAAGCCGAGUGCUGAGAAACCAGUGCCUCUGCCCAUGCCGGUAGCUCCACGUGUGGUUAUAUCAUCAGAGCAAGAAUCUGCCACUGUUCCACCUCCCGAGUUAAAGUCGGCCCAGGGCAGGAGAAAUGAUGAAGACGACAGUGUGAGUGAGACGGGCACCUACACCAUCGAGACAGAGUCGCAGGAUAAAGAAGUGGAGGAAGCACGAAAAAUGAUAGAUCAGGUUUUUGGUGUUCUCGAGUCACCUGAGUUUUCCAGAAUAUCUUCAGCCUUUAGACCAAUAAUAAAAGGUGAAAAAGAUGACUCUGGUUCUCAUCAGCAUCUAAUCAGCGAAAAUGGCACUAGUCAGAAAUCACCCUUGCUCCAGGCAUUCGCCUCAAAAGCUGUGAGUGGGUCUCAGGCUGAUAUGCAGAUGUCUGCAGCAUCUCAGGGGAGUCAGAAGUGGGUGUCUAGGUGGGCGAGCCUUGCGGAUAGUUACUCUGACUCUGGAUCUGUGUCUGGGCAGGGUGACAGCGGUACAGAAGGUGGUGUAGCCCCAAAACCUGCGGAACCAGAAAAUAUCAUGCCCUUGAGAACAAGGCGCCUUCUACCCCAACUACCACCAAGUGAGAAAUCGGACAGCCCCACACCUACGGUUCUGAUUUGUCAGGAGUCCUAUACUGAAGUUACAAAGAGAAGCAUCAUCAAGGAUCGCUACAUGGAAGCCUACAGCGAUUCCAGCAGCCGCCUUUUCAUCCAAGAGGACUUGGAUCCAGAUAGCCUCAGUGAUGCCAGCAGAUCUGAUGAUGGUUUCAGCAUGGAAAAAGGCAGGAAAUAUAAAGAGAACAAUAAAACGCUAGAGCAGAUGGAGGAAGACACAAAAUCUGAGAGCCAGCAGCCAGGAGCUCCCCGGAUCUCAAAUACGAGAGCAGUAAGUGAGCCAGUUUCUACUUCUUUCUACAUUGGUGAUGACAGUAACGAUGUGAGGAUUCCCUCUAAGCUCUCUCUGAGCAUGUCCCAUGCUCGAGCAGACAAAGAAGGCAAGGAUCAGGAGUUUUCCUUCAAGGCUGCUGGUGCACCUGUUUCUGGAAAGCCACCAGUCAAAGAUGUUAGCGCUUACAUUAAUGCAGCAGGAAAAAUGGUUAUUUCCCUUCAUCAGAAUCUUCCUCAAGAUCAGGAAAACGUGGCAGGAAAGGAAGCAUCGUCUUUUGUUAGACAAGAAAGUUUUACCAAAGAUAAAUCGAGCAGUGCUGUUUCUCAAAAUAAACUUCCGCAUAUUUCAAGUCACCCUCUGCUUAAAGAUUUAGAGGCUGUUCGAUCAGCCCGUAUGGAUUUUGGUCAGGACACUCAUCUUCUCCUUAAGGACACUGAAACUGCCUUGGCAGCCUUGGAAGCCAAAUUACUUGGUCAAAACCAACAGCUGGAGCCCUCAGAAACUGCUGGUCAGCUGGAGGACUCCCUGUCUGGGGACUCUGAUGUGGACACAGCCAGCACAGUCAGCUUGGUGAGUGGCAAAAAUGUCCCGACAAGUGCCCCGAAACGCAAAGCAGUCGCUAGCUUGCAGAAGGAGAAAUCUUCCUCCACACCUUCCAUCCAGGACCAGUGUGGGCAGCCUAGCGCUAGGGACCGGUUGACGGAAAAGCAGAAAACGCAAGCGCCGGAGGCGGCGAGCCGAGCAGAGGCGACCAAGCGCUUCCAAAUGAAGCGGAGUGCUGGGGCUCGAGGGUCCCUUGAUUUUACAGAUGAUGAGAGAAGCUCAAGCCUGCCCUACCUACCAGUUCCUGAGGCGGUGGCCUCUGACCACGAGCACUCGGUAACAAGGCCAGUUCCAAGAAGGAAACCUUUUGCUCAGGCUGCUAAAGAGGAUCACAGCAAAACAACAUCGAAUGUGCAGAAGAUCCAGCAAGUCCUCACCCGCUCCAACAGCUUAUCAACCCCACGGCCCACGAGAGCCUCCAAGCUGCGUCGUGCCCGGCUGGGAGACGCUUCAGACAACGAGUGUGCCGAUACUGAGAAAACAGCCUCCAACCCUGAAGCCACCACUGCAGGGUCCAAGCAAUCUGCAGAGACUAAAAAGCUCUCCCGGCUCGACAUCCUCGCCAUGCCGAGGAAACGGGCUGGUUCGUUUACAGUGCCGAGCGACUCUGAAACGGCGCAGCCGAGGACGGGGUUCGCAGGCCGGAGCGGGGAAGCCUGCCGGAAGACGGGUGUUUCGGAGGUCAGAGCUGCGGCGAGGAAAACUGCAGCCGCUGCCUCGGUGAAGCAGCCUUUCAGCAGAACCCGCUCCGGCAGCGUCAAGUAUUCCUCCUCUUCUACAUCAAGGCGGAGACCACAGGGUUCAGAUUACACUUCUACUUCGGAGGAGGAGUAUGGCUCAAAUCACAGCUCCCCUAAACACAAACGCUCCCAUACUUCAACAGCCACACAAACACCGAGGAUACGUGGUUCUGGGCUGAGCAAGCAGAAACACAACGGUAAAGAAACAGAUGACGAUGAAGACUUUGAUCACCCGGAUCCCUACAACUUCAUUGCACAAACAGCAGAGAUAGCAGAAAUAGCAAGAUUAAGCCAGACCUUGGUAAAGGAUGUGGCCAUCCUUGCUCGAGAGAUUCACGACGUUGCUGGAGACGGGGACUCGCAGAGUUCAUCGGGGACGGGACAAAGCACCUCCCUCAGCUCUGUGCCCAACACUCCUGCUUCCACCAUAUCGGCAAGAGAAGAGUUGGUGCAGCGCAUUCCAGAAGCAAGUCUGAACUACCAGAAAGUGCCUCCAGGAUCAGUAGAACUGAAGGAUUUUGACCAAAAUAUGAACGAUAAUAGAGAAGAGGAUCCCUCAAGAAAAACAAGGACAAGAAACCGUGAGGAGGUAAUCUUUGACAACCUGAUGUUGAAUCCAGUGUCCCAGUUAUCCCAUACAAUCCGCGAAAAUACAGAAAACCUAGCUGAAAAAAUGAAGAUUCUGUUUCAGAACUCAGAAAGGACCUGGGAGGAGAUGGAAGCCAAAAUUAACUCAGAAAAUGAAGUGCCAAUUCUGAAGACAUCAAACAAGGAAAUCAGUUCUAUCCUGAAGGAGCUCAGGAGAGUCCAAAAACAACUUGAAGUCAUAAAUGCUGUCAUUGACCCUACUGGAAACUUGGAUGUGGUUGCAAGUAACAAAGCGUGUUCAGCUGCUAAGCAAUCUACAGCCGCUAAAGUCAGGACUGCUAACACUUCUGGGUCCACACUGGAGACUUUGUCCCCAGCACAGAUGAGAAACUACACACAGAAAUCGAACUGUGGGUCUUCUAGCUUACAGGAUUCAAACUUCAUUCCAGAUGGAGAGAAAUAUGUGAUCUGAUACAGUAUUUUGUAUUGCUAUCAUAUUGUAAUCUACUGUUGCGUUAGUACUGUGUAUGAGUGGUUUGUGGACAGUUUGUGUGGAGCAGUUGUUUAGAUUGCUAACACAUUGCACAAAAAAAAAAAACUAUGCUGUGAGGGUGAAUAGCAAGUCUAUGUAUGCCUUUUAAACAAGACUAGCACUGUGGAGCAGCACACAUUCAGCAUAGAGGCAAAGUGAUUUUUAGAAAAUUACUCACUUAUUCUUCCAGUGUGCCAUAAGAAAACAGGCUUUACAUACCCUCCAUUCAGUACUGCCGAAGCUAAAGUGUUCUUGCAUUAGCCUGUUUAUAAUUAUUCAGUUGUAAUGAAGGGCAAUUAAAAAGAAAACACUUUGGCGCUAGAUUUGUUUUGUUUUUUUUUUAAUUUUACAAAUGGAGCAUUACAACUCUGUUGGAAUCAAUGUGCAUAUCCAACAGAAUGAUGGUGCAAUAUAGCAGGUUUCUAGGAGAAACACUGCAGUUGUAUAAAGUCCUCCUCAGUGUUUGUAAAAAGGAGGCAACACUGAAGUUGUGUAUCGUGUUUUCAGCCCAAAAAACAAAAUAAGAUAGAACCCUUUGUUUUUCCAUUGGAAAAGUAUGAAAGUUAACUAUGAUGGUAUGAAUGUAAAAACUACUCAUGUGGUUACUAUUUUUGACUAUGUUUCAGGCCCAAAGUUUCAGGUGUAGGUACAAAAAAUCAGGUUUUACAGUUUAACUUGCCAAAUUUUCAUGGUUUUGGUACAAUUGUUAUCUCUAAGCUUUUUUUCUUUUUUAAUAUAAAAUCUUUUCACAAUGAGCUACAAAUUCUCUUGAGUGGGCCAAAGACAAAGAUGUUUGUGAUCAGCUAAUUGCUAAGAAAAACAUCUGUUCCAAUGGCUCAUGUAAUAAACUUAAUUGCACAGUUGCUGUGAACUCGUGUUCACUUGAUGGCACUCUAAAAAUAAUGGCUUAAAUGUAGCUCCACCUUUGCUGCUAGUUCUGUCAUGCAAUUUUUUUCAGAGCAAGUGUGCUUGAACACCCACCAUCUUCUGGUGUUCUUCAGAAACCAUUCAACAGUGUCAAGCAGUUGGUGCAUUUGGGAUUUUUGUCUGGAUCUUAUUUUUGAUCUGUUAUGAUCCUAGGAACACUAAGGAUUAUAUGCAGUUGCACUGAGCAAUUUCUUGUUUUAAAAGAAGUUACUUUUUGUAUUCUGUCUUUCAGUUAAACUGCAAAAUUCCAAGCAAUUUUUGUGGCUUUGUGUUAAGAAGAAUUUUGAAGGGACCUCUUCCAGAUGCAUUUGCUGCCAGUUUGGUGGUUUUUCCCUCUUGUAUUGAUUUCUUUUUCAUUCUUUUUCGUCAAUAAACAAUAAUCAGGUAAAGAAACCUAAUCUUCUGUCGUAGUUACGGAGGAUACGUGUUUUGGGAAAGGUGAGCAGAUGAGUUCCAUUUUGCCCUUAUACAGUGUGGUGUUUAACCAGUGAAAAUGUUUUCCCAAGCUUGACUGCUUCUUGUGUGCUGACUUCAUAUUUUGGGAUGGGCAAGGGUUACUUUAUAGUUAGCUUAAGUAGUUAUUUGAGCUUUUUUGCUAGGAUGUUGUAAAAGUGGGAACCUGUUAAAAUAAUUUAAAUAUAUAGGGAUGCUCACGCAGUCUUUAAUCUACUAGCAAAGAGCAUGACUGCUUUCAUGGUGAAGCCAGCGGAAGCUUCCUAUUGAUUUCAGCAGAAACAGGAUCAGUCCCAAAAUGGGAGUAUGCCAACAGGCCAUUAGUUUCUUUUGAGUGUGGAAGGUGCUGGCUGGCAAACAGUAGGUAUAAAUAUACUUCCAAGUUUUUUGGUAGGUAAUAAGACUCAUCUGCUUGUGUGGAGAUGCUCUUCUGUGGAGAAAUCUACUGGAUUUCACAUAGAUGAUGACAACACUAAAACUCUGCGGAAUAAAAAAAAAAAAUCAUCCUUGAUACGUUCCUCUGCCUGUAAUACGUGCGUUGUCUGAAUGUGAUGUUCAUUCAGUCAUUCUGACCUGUCGUUUCUUGAAAUACCUGACCAUGUCCUUGAUGAAUAUCGUAAGUGGUAGAAUUGUUCCUGACAUAGACGAUACACACUUUUUCAAGCCGUUCUUGGCUAGGGUUUGAUACGACCAGGUGCUACCCCAACUCACCGAGAGCUGAAGGACCUUCACAGAUAAGGUAUUGGUGUUGGUUUCAGUUCUGCUAUAGAGACAAGUUAAUUACUCAGACAUCUGAUUUUUAUUAUUCUUUGUUACCAUGUUUCUGCAUUUUCAUGGCUAUGCUCUAAUGGAUUUUGUUUCUCUAUAAUGUGUCCAUGAUGUGACUUGUUUUUACUUUCACUUGAAAAUUGCUUGAUUCUUUUUUCAUACAUGAACACAUCAGGGAUAGAUUUUCUUCCUUGGUUGCUCUGCUCUGAAUUCGAGGGGGAGCCCACAGACACCUUACAUCAAUUAAGGCAACCCAUAAAUAUGAUACCUCUACAAAUGACUAAUAGGGAUGCAACAGUUGGUGUCUGUUAAUAAUUUGGAAAGUGUAUGUGUGGAGUGGGGAGAGAACAGCUUGAUCUGUUUUAUUUAUGACUCAACCAAAAUAUGAAAUGCUUCUGUAUCCUGACACAACAUUAAUGCCUGGAUCUUCGCAUUCAAAACUGUCUUGGUAAUUAGUGGUGAAAUGUAGUUGGUUUUUCUGUAUUCACAGCUUCUGAAGUACACUCCAUUUGCACUUGUCUGCUCCAGAUAAGCCAAAGAGCUAGCCAUGUGGUUAUAACUCCUUUAUUCACUUUAUUCGUUGUUCGUUCUCCUAAGCAGUACUGUAUGCACCGAUGAACACAUGCCUCUGUGUGAUUCCAAUGUGAGCGUAACAGCUGCAUAGUGGCGUAUCUAGCUGGCCUGGGAUCAGUGCAUGGGAUUCCUGUUGGCUUCAGUGAGUGUGGAUGGGCUUUCUGUUGGGCUUGGCAAGGGUGGCACUGACCUGUGGGCCAUUCUCCUACCAUAUUGCUUUCAUGUUUUUUUGUAUUUGACUAAAGAAAUGUAAUGAAGGAUGGGAUUUUCAAAGUUUGAGGAAAGCAGGUGUUCAGGUCCUCUUGGUUGUCUGUACAAUUUGGGUGCCUGAGCACCUUUCAAGAUCCCUGUCCUUAGUUCUUCCAUUAUACUUGAAAACUGUAUUCUCAGUUUAAUUCUUUCAAUGUAAAAUCUUGUUAUUCUGUUAUGAUGGAAUGAAUGUAAAUUCCUGAGAGAAUGUGUACAAGCUUUGUGAGCGAGGAUCUAUGUAUCUACAGCAAUGUCAUGUUGUAGUCACGCUGCAGGAGAAAAGAGUGUCUACAUCAUCUUUGAGCAUUUUAAUAAAGGUAAAACUAGUGGAAUGUUUACAUACAGCCUACUGAAAAAAAAAAGAAAUGUAAAGUAUUUAAGUACAAGAUUCUACUAGUUUUUUCUUUGGGUUUGCAGAUCACACUAGCUAUUUUUGAAGUUCAGUAAAUGUGUAUAAUUUUUGCAAAAACCAGACAGAACUACCUGUUCACUUUUGAUGUGCCCUGUGCUGAAUUGUGCCUAUUUCACUAUCUGCUGUUGUUAUGCUGCUGAUUCUGCUGUUCUGAACUGUUCACUGGAUCAUUCCAUUUGCAUGCAACACAAAUGCAAGCUGAGCUGUCUGAGAGUAAAGCUGAAACACGUUUGUAUGACUUCAAUUGAUUAAUAACUUUCUCUUUUUCCCACCCUCUUGAAAUGCUGUGUAUGAUUUGAUUUGUUUCUCCUACCCUUAUUUUUUCUGCUUUUUUUAUGGUAAUUUAUUUUUGUUUGGAUUAUAGGCCGUAUAUGUACAUUUUGUUCCAAGGUGAUA